GGGUAGCGGGGCUCUGGGUAGUCGGGGGACGUUCAUUUCUCCUUGGCCUGAGGGAAGAGAUACUGUCUUUUCCUUAAUCCUGGAUACUAUAUCCAAAGUCAGAACAUCAACUCCAAAGCAGAAAGCUUCUGAAAAAGAAUAGUGUCAUGGCAUAAUGUUAGACAUUUUUCUAAAUGAUGGUUCCUAAAACUUUGCAAUAGAAGAAUUGGAAUUUGAUAACUAACUUGAGAAACACUAGUAAAAGUGAAUUACAAGGACACUCAGUUAAAGCAAAAUCAUUAAUAUAAUAAUUUUCAGGAAAUAUUUAACCUGAGCUCAACUCUUUUCAAACAACUGAGAGCUUCUAAAGAUAAUUGUGACAUAAUUAUGACAAAAAUGAUAGAAGCUUAAAGCAUAGGUAUCAGUUGAUUUUUUUAAAAGGCAACUCAUAAAUGGAAAAUAAUUGAUUAGAUAUAAACAAGGAUGCAUUUUUAUCUCAAACCUUACUUAUUCUGGAAAAAGUUUAAAUGUAAAGCCAUAGUUCAGUACUAAUGGAACCUAAGAAAAUUUGUAUGAGAGAGAAGCAUGAAUGUAAACUAUGCGGUAAAUCCUUUAGCCGGAACACUAAUCUUAUUCAGCAUCAAAGAAUACAUACUGGAGAGAAACCUUACGAAUGCAAUGAAUGUGGAAAAGCUUUUAGUCAGAGCACUAAUCUUAUUCAACAUCAAAGAGUCCAUACCGGGGAGAAACCUUACGAGUGUAGCGAAUGUGAAAAAACUUUUAGUCAUAGGUCAUCGCUUAGAAAUCACGAGAGAAUUCAUACUGGAGAAAAACCCUAUCCUUGCAAUGAAUGUGGGAAGGCUUUCAGUCAUAUUUCAGCCCUUACUCAACAUCACAGAAUUCAUACUGGAAAGAAGCCAUAUGCGUGUAUUGAAUGUGGGAAAACCUUCAGCCGGAGCACACAUCUUAUCGAACAUCAGGGAAUUCAUUCUGGGGAAAAAUCCUACCAGUGUAAGGAAUGUCAGAAGGCUUUUUGCCAUAGCACCUCACUAAUCCGACAUCAGAGAACUCACACUGGAGAAAAACCCUAUAAAUGCACGGAAUGUGGAAAAGCCUUCAGUCAUACCCCAGCCUUCAUUCAACAUCAGAGAAUUCAUACUGGAGAGAAACCCUAUGAAUGUAAUGAAUGUGGAAAGGCCUUCAAUCGGAGUGCACAUCUUACUGAACACCAGAAAUCUCAUACUGGAGAGAAACCUUACAUUUGUAAGGAAUGUGGAAAAACCUUCAGCAGAAGCACACACCUUACUGAACAUCUAAAAAUUCAUUCUGGUGAGAAGCCCUAUCUAUGUAAUCUAUGUCAAAAACGAUUUUGCUAUAGAACAUCACUAAUUCGACAUCAGAGAACUCAUACAGGAGAGAAACCCUACCAGUGUGAUGAAUGUGGGAAAUCUUUCAGUUUAAGUUCAGCCCUUACUAAACAUAAGCAAACACACACAGGGGAGAAACCUUAUAAAUGUAAUAAAUGUAGUGAUGUUUUUUGUCAUAGUACAUCUUUAAUUCGACAUCAAAGAACUCAUUUUAGAAAUGAAAUCCUAUCAGAGUAAUGCAUGUGGGGAGCCUGCAGCCAUAGGUCAUCGCUUAUACCUGAACACUCAGUGGUAAGAAAUUCCAGGAUUGUUAAUGCAAGAAAAACUUAAGGCAAAAUGUUCAUUUUGUUUAUACUGAGAAAAAGCAUUGUUCUUGCAAUUAAUCCUGAAAAUGUGUUUUCGUUCAGAUAAAAACUUAUAAUGGAAUUAUCCCCAACCUGGUUUGUUUUGAAAAACACAUUUGGAAAAUUAUUUAGAAAUAUUUUAUUACAUAUUUAUUUAUUUGCUUAUAAUUAAAGGUUUUUCAGGCACAAAGUUUUAGUGGGAUGAUGAAAAUUGUUUAUAUAUCAUCUUUUAUCCUUUUAGUAAUUCUCAUGUUAUUCUUCACUGUUAAAGAAACCCCUUUGUAGCAGGUUUGAGUUUUUUAAAUUAACAAGUUUGUCUAAUAGCCAUAUAAGAGAAUACGUCACAGAGAAAUGUGCAUUAUUUUCUAGUAUUCAUGAAAUAUUUUUAAUGGAAUAUAUGUGUGUGUGUGUGUGUGUG
This is a messenger RNA of Lutra lutra (Eurasian river otter), 2108 nucleotides long. It is a transcript of the gene ZNF883, whose product is annotated as zinc finger protein 883. Bases 531 to 1583 code for a protein of 350 amino acids. The transcript has 2 exons. The record is from RefSeq and is a predicted model, not a curated record. Lineage: Eukaryota; Metazoa; Chordata; Mammalia; Carnivora; Mustelidae.